UCCUCCUCCUCCUCCUCCUCCUCCUCCUCCUCUUCCCCCCCGCGGGCGUGCAGCCGCCAUGCUGGCCCAGAGCCGCCUGCUGCUGCUGCGCUCCGCGGCCGCGCCGCCGCGCGCCGCGCGGGGCUCCGCGCGGCAGGUGCGGCGCGCCGCUCUGGCGCCCUCGGCGGCGUCGGCCGCGGGCCCGCCACCGGCCAUCGGCCGCGCCCGGGCGGCGAGCACGCGCGCCGUGGUGUACUACCAGGGCCCCGGCGCGCCGGCCAGCCUCGCCAGCACGGGCCAGGUUGGCACGCACCGCGACCUGGCUGGCUCCGACGGGGAGUUCUUCGGCGUGGACCCGCGGCCGACCGAGGUGGCGAUCGAGGACGGCCGCGGCAGGCGCUUCACCAUGGACGAGAACGGCUUCCAGCUGGAGCGGCACGAGUGGGGGCACGUGGACUACUACAGCUCCCGGGAUGUGCUGGACGCGUACUACCCCGAGUGCGAGCGUCUGGUGUGCGAGAGGACCGGUGCCAAGUGGGCCUUGGCCUUCGACCACAACGUGCGCGCGGCCAGCAGGAAGAAGAGGCACGAGAUCGGCGGAGGCAAAAGGGUCGGAUAGUCCAGCGGCGGGCACUUCAAGCACUCGCCGGGGCAGCCUCGCCGAAGACGUGGGCGGCCGGUGCGAUCCCCUGUGGUCUAUCCGCCCCUGUUGCAGCCGCCGACGAGAUGAUGGAGGGUGGGAGUGCGGUGCAGGAUCGAAGAAGACACAACGCCACAAACAUAGACCUUUGGCGCUCCGUGUGGAUCUCUUGGAUCCGCGCUUGGCCCCCCCGCCCUCCGCGCGCCAGGGAGGGUGGUCCAGCGCAGAUUCAAGAGAUCCGCGCGGAGCGCUAGAAGUUUAUGUUUCUGGCGUUUUUUCCUCGGAGUUGGAACACAUACGUUACCAGUGGCGGGCCGUUUUUCAAUCCCAGGACUUUUUGGGGGUCGGGGACGACGUCGGGGUAAUGUGGUGUAUAUUUUGUUCCCCGCUUCCCCAGGGAAGCAACGAAAAACAGUAUACACCAGGAUCCCGUCUACCCCAGGAUCCGCAUUCUUCUGCGAACGUCAGUGCGGGGCCGGAAAAAGCGUCUGUGUAUCGAGUUCGGCUCCUGAUGUUUUCUUUUUCUGCAGGAGCCGCUCAUCAGCUACGGCGUGCACAACGACUACACCGCCGCCUCGGCGACCGCGCGCAUCCGGCAGCUGGCCCAGCCCCCGAGGCAGAACGACACCCUGCGGGCGAAGGUCGGGGCCCGGCCGCCCAU
Molecule: messenger RNA, 1280 nt
Organism: Prorocentrum cordatum
Lineage: Eukaryota; Dinophyceae; Prorocentrales; Prorocentraceae
Source: the annotation of a GenBank genome assembly